AUGUCUGCAACAGCGACAACGGCAGCAACUGAAUAUGCACUGGAGGAUCUCCGGUCCAGUGCUCUCGACGGCCAGAGCCGGUGGUCCACUCUGCGCCAAACCCGGGCUGGCCGACUAGAAGAUACGGCGAGGCUGACCGACCCCGACCCAGCACUCGAAGCGUCGCGCCUGGCCGACAGCACCGUUCCCGACGGCGGCUACGGCUGGGUCAUUGUCAUGGCCUGCGCAGUCGUGGCCUUCUGGAACAUCGGCAUCAGCUACUGCUGGGGCGUGUACCAAGGCGCCUUGGUGGAACGGGGCGUCGGGUCGCCACUGGUCCUCUCCUUCUGCGGCUCGCUGUCGCCGGCGCUGAUGUCGGUCGUCGCCCUGUUCGCUGCAUGGGCCAUGCGGUCGCUGGGAACGAGGAAGAUGGCGCUCGCAGGCGUCGUAAUGAAUUCAAUGUCUCAGAUCGGCGCCGGCUUCGUUGCUGACAGCGCCGUCGGCCUCUUCUUCCUGCCGGGCAUUCUGCUCGGCAUAGGCAUGAGUGCGGGCUUCAUGGCCAUCUCGCUAGCGCCAGCGCAGUACUUCAAGAGGAAGCGCGGCCUGGCCAACGGCAUUGUGUACGCGGGCGGCGGUCUCGGUGGCGCCGUCAUGAGCAUUGCCUCCAAUGCCAUGAUUGAGCAGUACGGGGUCAAAUGGGCGUUCCGCAUCACCGGUAUCGCGCUCGCCGUCACGGGUCUUCCGGCCGCAUGGCUCAUUGUUGAGCGGACCCCUAUUCAGGCCACCGGACUCGUCGACUGGACGCUCUUCCGGCAGCCCAACUUCGGCAUCCUGUUCUUGGUGGGCUUGGUGGGCGUGUUCCCCUUAUUCGUGCCUCCCUUCUUCAUCCCCCUCUACGGACGGUCCAUGGGCCUGAGCAGCUCGACAGGUGCCGCGGUCCUGGCGGGCUUCAACUUCUCGUCGGCCAUCGGGCGCAUCCUCAGCGGCUACCUAUGCGACAUUCUAGGGUCACUCAACACGCUCUCGAUGUUCCUCGUCAUUAACGCGCUGAGCAUGAUCGCGCUGUGGCCGGCAUCCACCAGCCUUGCGCCACUGGUGGUGUUUGCCAUUAUCAACGGACUCACGAAUGGCGGUGUGUUUGCAACGAUGCCGACGGUAGUGGGCAACGUAUUUGGGUCUGCUCGCGUGUCUACGGCCAUGGGCAUGAUCGUCACGGGAUGGGUGUUUGGAUAUCUUUUUGGCGCACCCAUUGCUGGCUCCUUACUCGAAGCAUACGGUGGUACAGAGGUCGGCUUGCACGCGUACAGACCAGCCAUGUUCUAUGCGGGCUCGGUGACUCUGAUAGCAACGGCUUUGGCAGCACUGAUGCGGGCGAGAAUCAACAAGAAGCCGCUGGCCAAAGUGUGA
Molecule: messenger RNA, 1386 nt
Organism: Verticillium alfalfae VaMs.102
Lineage: Eukaryota; Fungi; Ascomycota; Sordariomycetes; Glomerellales; Plectosphaerellaceae
Exons: 2
Coding region: 1-1386 (461 amino acids)
Biological process (GO): transmembrane transport
Cellular component (GO): fungal-type vacuole membrane
Molecular function (GO): transmembrane transporter activity
Source: RefSeq, a predicted model, not a curated record